AAAGCUAAUAAAACUGCUGCCGAAACCCUGACACUUUGUCCGGCUGUCUCCAGGGCUGCAGCUCAACACUACUGCCUCGAGAGUAAUUAGGUUCGGGCAAUAAAUACUGGCAUAACCCAUGAUCGCACUUCCUUCAAACACAUUAGAAAUAUACCGAGGGAGAAAGUACAAUAAAUGACAUCACUGAAGGAAAUGAAUCAUCUGUCAGCUGUGGGUGGAUAAAAAAUUCAGCUUGUACUUGAAGCAGCAGAAUACACAAUCUGUGUUUGCAAGCCGGAGGGGGGACAUAGUCACCAGAGUGAUUCUCACUAAAUCUCUUAUCCUACAAGAAAUGGAAAAGUGGCAGAAACUGAGACCAGUUGAGUUCAGGAAUGGUAUCUUGUGGCUUGAAGAAUCUCCAAGAGAUUUCAAGGAAGACUGUCUCGAAUUUUCACACAAGGACAGCGUGUUUGUGAAGGAUUUUCAUCAGAAACUGUUGGUAUUCACAGGAAAAGAAAGUUGUGGGGAAGCAAAAUUCUGUGAUCUGAAUAAGAAAGAAAUGGCUGAUGCAGUGAGGCCUGACAACUUAGUGAAUGGCAUCAAGUUUGAUGUAAUUUACCACGAGUUAACAAACUGCAAAACAUGUGAAUUCAAGGAUUCAUUUCCAGUCUCCUUUGUAGUUCAUUACAACUCAAAGACAUAUCAAAUGUCAUGCAGCGAGUCCAAACGUAUUGAAUUUCUAGAGCAGAAUACCUCAGAAGAAGAAAUAGUGGAUAGGAGCAAACGCAACAUCAUAUUCUACAGGAAAGAUUUCGAGGGACAAUUUUCAAUGUUUGAAUCAGAGUUUGCACGUGGCUACUGGUUGUGUGCAGAACAUGAAAAGGGACUUUAUAAAUUAGCAUUGAAGGAGGUGAAAGUAGAGGUUGACGAAGGAACUUUGCUGAGGUUGUCACCGUGUAACAAAAACUAGACCAACUAGAACCCUGAAAUUAAGCUGACACCUCCCCCACCCCCUAAAAAGGUGCAACGUUGAGAAUGACUCUAAGCUGACAUUUUACAUUAGUGACCUGUACAUUUUAAUUCACAUUGCAGUUAUUUUAGGCAUUGCAUCACCAUUUUCCCCCCAAAUUGAUUAUAAUUAUCAGUGGUUUGUAAAAAUAAAUGUACAUAGAGUAGUUGCCUCAGGGAAAAUGUAGUCAAGCAAAUGUUUUGAUUUACUAAGGGAUUAAUCUGUAACUUUACUCCGGUAAGGAUAUUUUUAGAAAUAGUUGCUUUAGCAGAGAAGGAACAAGUUAACAUUUUGUUUGGAUAAUCAGAUCUGAUAAAGAUCAUUGAGAGUUGUGCAAUUAUUCUUACAUAUGGAACAGAGGUAAAGUUGCUUAACUAUAUUUAGUGUAUUUUACCAUCCUUUUGUCAUUGUGGAAACACUUGCAGGUAGGUUUACCUGCUACAGAACUACUUUAAAAAAAAAUCUAUGAUGCCUGUCACUGAUACUUGUUCAAAUGCAACUGAAAUAGAUUCAAACUGAGGCCUAUUCAGUGAGGCUGGGCCCUUGACCUUUGGUAACCUUGUGAGAGGCAAUAAACCCUACCCAGCAUGGCUUUUCUGUAUCAAUCCUCCAACACAGUAAGUGUCCUCAUCAUUGAUAUGCAUUUAUAACAGAUAGUCAAGUCCUCUAGCCAACGCUAUUACUCAGGUAACAUUUUUGGAUUGAACUGAUCAUGUUUGUUGGGUGAGACUAGGCAGAGAUGACAGAGGGGCAAACAACCUAUCAUUUGAUUGUUAUAAUGCAGUCUGGUCAAGACAUUUUCAGCUGUCACCCUGUGAUUUGUGACGGAUUUAAGACCUGUAACUACUUUGAAAUUUCUUGAGGCAAAACUAACAAUCAAGGAAAAUGUUUAUAACUAAGAAACUGGUUUCCAUGCUCAUUAGAAUAAAUGGCAAGUAUGUAUACAUAUAUAUUAUGUAAAUAAAAACAAAUUUCUGGAAA
Molecule: messenger RNA, 1969 nt
Organism: Hemiscyllium ocellatum (epaulette shark)
Lineage: Eukaryota; Metazoa; Chordata; Chondrichthyes; Orectolobiformes; Hemiscylliidae
Exons: 7
Coding region: 332-949 (205 amino acids)
Source: RefSeq, a predicted model, not a curated record